Molecule: messenger RNA, 5354 nt
Organism: Coregonus sp. 'balchen'
Lineage: Eukaryota; Metazoa; Chordata; Actinopteri; Salmoniformes; Salmonidae
Source: the annotation of a GenBank genome assembly
AUGAACAUUAGAAGGUUGGUAGGGGGUGAGUGAGGGUGGGUAGUGGGGAGACCCCCUUGGGACAGUGAAUAUCUGGGGACAGGAGCAGAACCACAUCAUCUGACCAUUAUAGACAUGGAAGGGGGUUAUGGGAUAUAGCUGUUGGUUUUGAUCAUGACUAAACUAUUUGGUGAAUUUGAGAUUCAUGUUUGAGUUGUAACCAGAUGUUCUGUAUGUUGGUAAAGUAGUGGUUAUUUAUGCUUGUUGAUGUCAUAUAACCAGGACUUGAGUUGUGUGUUCAGUGAACCAGUGUUUCAUGUCAUAGUCUGUUGCUCCUCAACACCUGCAGUAGGUCCCAGCUGCAGCAGUACAGUCUCUGUUCAGUCUGAUUGAGGGAGGUUUUUGCACGACUCUAAAUCACUGUGUGAUCACUGGGCCACCAUAUACACCCAUACCAUAGUAAUCUCCUGCAUCUUCAGCUUGGACAUCAGUGAUGGUAAGAGUGUAGUCAGUACCUGAUCUACUGCCACUGAAUCUAGAUGGUGAUCCAGACUGAAGUGUAUUUACACUAUAGAUGAGGAGUUUAGGAGCCUGUCCAGGUUUCAGCAGGUACCAGCUCAUGUCAUCACCAAUACCUGUUGAACUUGCAACAGCUUUGAUAGACACAUUUUCUCCCAGACGAACUGACUUCGAUUUUUCAGCUUGAUUCAGGACACGUUGUGCAGAGGACUCUGAAAUUGAAACGGGGAAAUUAGCUUUGAGUAGUCUUAAAAAUCCACAUGUCUGAACCUCCUGUAGCGCUGAGAGAUACAGUCUUUCCCAGAAUAACAGAUUUCGAUUUAUCAGCUUGAUUCAGGAAAUUAUUUGCAGAUGACUCUGAAAUGGAAACAGCAUUGAUUAGUCAUAAUAAUCAAAAUAGAAGCAUUGUAAACACCACACACGCACAAACAGUAGCAUAGAGGUUUCUCAAACUAUCUUAACGUUCUCAAAGCUUCUCUGUCUCUUUACAGAUCCUGUCUGAAACGACAGCUCGGAGUGGUCAGAGAGGAGAUUUUCCCAUUCAAACCUAUUAACUAGCAGACCACAGUGAGAGAUGCUGUGAGUUUCUCACCCUGAGUCAGGAGCCCCAAUGUGAUCAGCAUUGGAAUCAGCUGUAUUUUUAUCUUCAUAUUGUUCAUCAUGAUCUGUGGCUCUGAGAAGACAACAGACCGAACCCAACGAUGAUAACACUGCAGUAUUAAAGUGUCAAGACAGAUCUCAAUCCUGCAGUCUGAAACUCCCAGGGCUAUAAACACUCCCAGAGCACUGAAGCAUGAGCUGCCAAUGCAAAGCACCUUCUCUAUGGAAAUACCCUACCUCAGGACAGAUGAUGAACCUGUUAAUGCAAUGACAUAAACACAAUAAUCUUAAACGUGGAAUACAAUAGCUUCAUACAUCUGUGGAAGGCCUGGAAUUGACCAUAGUAUUUAGUUACAUGUAAGUGUAUUCAUUCAAUACUAGUGUAUUGCUAUUCUAUACGGCUGCCUUCUUGUACUUAGUGAGUUUGUCAGAGAUAAUUAUUUGAAAUCUCCAACAUUUAUAUUUUAUAGUAAUAUUUUAUAGUAAGCUAAAAUAAAUCAUCUAAAAAUAUCAAAACAUUUAUUUGAAAGGUUAUGACCUACAUAUGCUGUUUUUGACUGACUAUCAGUGGUAGGGUUGAAUGUGUGUUGUGUAGAGAGUUACUGGUGUGUGUAAAGUGCAGGAGGUUUUUGUACGGCCGUUCAAUGAGUCUGUAUCACUGUGGUACACUUUCGGUGGCGGCACCAAACUCAUCAUUGACUGUAAGUACCUUGAGAUUUAUCAUUUUUAUAAUACAUUCGUUUUAAACAUUUAAAAAGUCAUUCUUGAGAAAUAGUUGUAUUUGUUGAUGUUUAAUUGAUUUAAUUCCAAUUAUUGUUUCCAUAUUAUCUAAUGAUCCUUCAAGGAUAAAAAUGUCAUAUACCAAACAUCUGUGAACAGAAAAGGAUAGUUUUAGUGUUUGAUGUCUUUAAGUACACUAAACCAGUUAAGAUGCAUUAUUCAACUUUUUAUAUUGUAAGCAUCUAAGUUUAAUAUCUGUACUGUAAUUUAACACCACUGAUUGUAGUGUGUUGUCUUGCUUCAUAGAUGUUAUUGGAGGGAAGUGAAAGUCUGUAGAAGAUAUAUACAUAACCUGCCAUUUUCACAGACCCUGUCCUAUUUUUAAAAGUAUCAAAUUUGUUUCUUCAUGUUAAAGUUGUUGAAAGUUCUUCAAGGUUCUUGUCCAGUUUACCCCUUACAUGUCAUCUCUCCUUUCCCCCUCCCCUUCUCUCCCAGUGGGUGUGGUACGUCCCUCCCUGACCGUCCUACUCCCCUCCAGUGAGGAGCAGGACAAGGGGAAUGUUGCCCUAGUGUGCCUGGCCAACAGGGGCUUCCCAGGGGGAUGGAAGCUGGGUUGGAGGCUGGGGGCCGGGGGAGCCUUGCAGGGCAGCCAGAGUCUGGAGGUCCUGGAGAAGGAUGGUCACUACAGCUGGAGCAGCAGCCUCACCCUCCCCACUGACCAGUGGAGGAAUGCUGGCUCAGUCACCUGUGAGGCCACCCUAAAGGACCAGACCCCCGUCACUCACACACUGGAGCCACGCCACUGCUCCCAGUAGACCCCCUGUACACAGAGAACACCUAUCUGUCUGUCAUUCCAUCAUUCUAAAUAUCCAUCUAUAGCUUCAGCUUUGGUCAUCAAUUUGUGUUUCUAACAUCUUUACAUCUGUACGUGUGGUUGUAUUGCUUUUAGAUUGGAAAUGUUAACAAAAUAAAGUACUUUGUAUUAAUGUCAAAGAAGGUGUCCCUGAUUUUUAUUAUGAAUAUAGUUGUGAAUAUCUGUGGACUUGUGGUUGUUAAACAAAGAGUAAACUGCUCUGUAACAAAAUGAUCAUUAGCAGGUUGAUAGGGGGUGAGGGAGGGUGGGUAGUGGGUAGACCCCUUGGGACAGUGAAUAUCUGGGGACAGGAGCAGAACCACAUCAUCUGACCAUUAUAGACAUGGAAGGGGGUUAUGGGAUAUAGCUGUUGGUUUUGAUCAUGACUAAACUAUUUGGUGUAUUUCAGUUGUACCCAGAUGUUCUGUAUGGUGGUAAAGUAGUGGUUAUUUAUGCUUGGUGAUGUCAUAUAACCAGGACUUGAGGUGUGUAUUCAGUGAACCAGUGUUUCAUGUCAGAGUCUGUUGCUCCUCAACACCUGCAGUAGGUCCCAGCUGCAGCAGUACAGUCUCUGUUCAGUCUGACUGAGGGAGGUUUUUGUACGACUCUAAAUCACUGUGUGAACACUGGGCCGCUAUAAUAACCCAUACCAUAGUAAUCUCCUGCAUCUUCAGCUUGGACACCAGUGAUUGUAAGAGUGUACUCAGUACCUGAUCUACUGCCACUGAAUCUAGAUGGUGUUCCAGACUGAAGUGUAUUUACACUAUAGAUGAGGAGUUUAGGAGCCUGUCCAGGUUUCUGCAGGUACCAGCUCAUGUCAUUACCAAUACCUGAACCUCCUGUUGCUCUGAUAGAUACAGUCUUUCCCAGAAUAACAGAUUUCGAUUUAUCAGCUUGAUUCAGGAAAUUAUUUGCAGAUGACUCUGUAAUGGAAACAGCAUUGAUUAGUCAUAAUAAUCUAAAUAGAAGCAUUGUAAACACCACACACGCACAAACAGUAGCAUAGAGGUUUCUCAAACUAUCUUAACAUUCUCAAAGCUUCUCUGUCUCUUUACAGAUCCUGUCUGAAACGACAGCUCGGAGUGGUCAGAGAGGAGAUUUUCCCAUUCAAACCUAUUAACUAGCAGACCACAGUGAGAGAUGCUGUGAGUUUCUCACCGUGAGUCAGGAGCCCCAAGGUGACCAGCAUUGGAAUCAGCUGUAUUUUUAUCUUCAUAUUGUUCAUCAUGAUCUGUGGCUCUGAGAAGACAACAGACCGAACCCAACGAUGAUAACACUGCAGUAUUAAAGUGUCAGGACAGAUCUCAGUCCUGCAGUCUGAAACUCCCAGGGCUAUAAACACUCCCAGAGCACUGAAGCAUGAGCUGCCAAUGCAAAGCACCUUCUCUAUGGAAAUACCCAACCUCAGGACAGAUGAUGAAACUGUUAAUGCAAUGACAUAAACACAUUAAUCUUAAACGUGGAAUAAAAUAGCUUAAUACAUCUGUGGAAGGCCUGUAAUUGACCAUAGUAUUUAGUUACAUGUAAGUGUAUUCAUUCAAUACUAGUGUAUUGCUAUUCUAUACCGCUGCCUUCUUGUACUUAGUGAGUUUGUCAGAGAUAAUUAUUUGAAAUCUCCAACAUUUAUAUUUUAUAGUAAUAUUUUAUAGUAAGCUAAAAUAAAUCAUCUAAAAAUAUCAAAACAUUUAUUUGAAAGGUUAUGACCUACAUAUGCUGUUUUUGACUGACAAUCAGUGGUAGGGUUGAAUGUGUGUUGUGUAGAGAGUUACUGGUGUGUGGAAAGUGCAGGAGGUUUUUUGUACGGCCGUUCAAUGAGUCUUUAUCACUGUGGUACACUUUCGGUGGCGGCACCAAACUCAUCAUUGACUGUAAGUACCUUGAGAUUUAUCAUUUUUAUAAUACAUUCGUUUUAAACAUUUAAAAAGCCACAAAAAGUCAUUAUUGAGAAAUAGUUGUAUUUGUUGAUGUUUAAUUGAUUUAAUUCCAAUUAUUGUUUCCAUAUUAUCUAAUGAUCCUUCAAGGAUAAAAAUGUCAUAUACCAAACAUCUGUGAACAGAAAAGGAUAGUUUUAGUGUUUGAUGUCUUUAAGUACACUAAACCAGUUAAGAUGCAUUAUUCAACUUUUUAUAUUGUAAGCAUCUAAGUUUAAUAUCUGUACUGUAAUUUAACAGAUAUUGGAGGGAAGUGAAAGUCUGUAGAAGAUAUAUACAUAACCUGCCAUUUUCACAGACCCUGUCCUAUUUUAAAAAGUAUCACAUUUGUUUCUUCAUGUUAAAGUUGUUGAAAGUUCUUCAAGGUUCUUGUCCAGUUUAACCCUUACAUGUUGUCAUCUCUCCUUCCCCCCUUCCCCUUCUCUCUCCUAGUGGGUGUGGUACGUCCCUCCCUGACCGUCCUACUCCCCUCCAGUGAGGAGCAGGACCAGGGGAAUGUUGCCCUAGUGUGCCUGGCCAACAGGGGCUUCCCGGGGGGCUGGAAGCUGGGUUGGAGGCUGGGGGCCGGGGGAGCCUUGCAGGGCAGCCAGAGUCUGGAGGUCCUGGAGAAGGACGGUCACUACAGCUGGAGCAGCAGCCUCACCCUCCCCACUGACCAGUGGAGGAAUGCUGGCUCAGUCACCUGUGAGGCCACCCUAAAGGACCAGACCCCUGUCACUCACACACUGGAGCCACGCCACUGCUCCCAGUAG